GUGCGGCGCAAUGGAUGGCUGUUGUCCUUGGCUCCCGCCUGAUUUCCGAGCGUUCAUCUCUCCAUCCUCGCAGGAUUCAUUCAAAUCACCGUGUCUAUCUACACCGAAAUUCUGUUGUCGUCUGAGGGAGUUCCCUCGCACGAGACCGCCUCGCUGGUCGCUACUGUGCACGACGACGCCGGCGGUGGAUCGGCAUUCAGACCCAAUAUGGGUUUCUCUUCAAGGGCAGCACCACCAGCAAGCUGCUUGCCAAGCCGGCGACCAAGGCACCGGGACAUGCUGACCAAGAUGCAGGCAGUCCUGUUGGCGGCUGCUCUGUUGGUCGUGUGCGCUGCUGGCCAAAGUCAAGACAGCAACAAAAAGCCGGACUUUGUGUAUCCCAUCGACAACUCGAAGCCCAUCUACAACAAGUUGGACACGGUCAUGGUCAGCUACAUCAGCUACACCGACACGGUCGACCUCUGGACUUUUUGCGAGCCCGGCGUCGCCAGAGUUAUUUACAGACAAGACGCGCCGGGAUUCGACUCCACCGUGCCCAUACUGCUCAAUUUCACGUCGGACACGCCCUGUUGGUUCAACAUUCGGACGGGCCCAGAAGACAGCGUCCGUCAGGAUAACAGCGAAUGGUUUAAUCUCCUCGGCGUGGAACGCGCAGAGGGGAGGACGACCUGGUCGCUGUCGUCGGACGCGACGACGUCGACAUCGUCAUCGUCAUCAACAUCGAUAUUGACUUCGACAUCGGCUUCGACAUCAACUUCGACAUCGACCUCGAUCUCAAGCACAGAGAGCAGAACCCUGCCGCCAACAUCUACGCCUGCGGAUAGCAAUACCGGUGGCAAUACUGGCGGCACCACCUCGGGCGGGUUGAACGCGGCCGUAAACACAUCAUCCGAAAGUAACGGUCUAAGCGCGGGCGCCUCAGCGGGGAUUGGGAUCGGCGCGGCGAUUGGUGUGCUUGUACUUGCGGGGCUUGCGUUCUGGUAUUGGCGGCGGAGGAGGGCGGCAGCGGCGGCGGCGGCGAUGAUGGGAGGCGGAUAUCCGCAAUACGCACCGCCGUACGUAGCCGAGAUGCCCGUUCCUGGUGCGACGAAGUGGACUCAUGGUGGCGGGGGAUUUGGCCCCUACGGCCCCGUCGCCGAGAUCGCUACAUCGGGUGCGCAGGGACCGCGCACGCACCAUGAAAUGGCGGCAUAGUGGGCCCAUGCAUUCGGAUAGCGCUGGUGCCGGGCGGAGAGAUUCCUUCGAGAGAUGAUACCAUGAUUGAGUUUAUCGACAUAGAGCGGUUUGUACACUUAGUGUAGACAACAUCACUGACCACUGCAAAGGUAGAUUUAUAAAUUUUAAUGGGUUUCACAAACCCUUUUUGCGCUGUUUCCCAUUCGAUGACUCAGCCAAUGCAGAGCGCCGAAAGGCAACCACGCCCCAACGAAACUUGAAGACCGUUCGUUGA
Messenger RNA from Canariomyces notabilis, 1450 nucleotides. RefSeq lists its product as uncharacterized. Bases 208 to 1194 code for a protein of 328 amino acids. NCBI's taxonomy places the organism in Eukaryota, Fungi, Ascomycota, Sordariomycetes, Sordariales, Chaetomiaceae. The transcript has 2 exons. The record is from RefSeq and is a predicted model, not a curated record.